AUGACAGGCCCAGGACGCUCGCCAUCCUCGCCUUGGGUGCAGAGUACCCAGAGCGGUCAUCGUGAUGGCGUCACACAGUCCUUCCGCCCUAGCAUGUCGCCCAAUACCUCGGAACGACCGAGUCCUAACUACUUUGGCAUGGCGGCACCAAGUUCCAACUCGCAGACGUCUAAUCCAGGAGUGUCCCCGCAAAAGAGCUGGGGUGUGUCACCGCACACAAACUCUCUCCCGAGUCCCAAAUUACAAGUAUACCAGAAGGAGUCUGUAUCAACGGGGUUGAUGAAUAUAUUGAAGACUGAGCCUGAGGCCAACCGAAGACGCCGUGAAUCCACAUUUCAUGAAACCCCCUCCAACAUUGAUACCCACGGAAGACCAUCAUGGUCCAAGUCAUCAUCCUCACACCCAAUCGGAAAUGGGGUAGGAGCUGGCGCAAGUCCAGUGCCUUCACACAGUGUCCCUUCCACUGCAUUCCCCUGGGUCUCAUCCGAACGCUGUGCCGAUCUCCUUGGAUCAUCACAAUCGAAUAUUAUGUUAUUUGACGUCCGCCCAUUUGCUCAUUUCAGACAAGCCAAUAUUAAAGGAUCACUUAAUCUAUGCAUUCCAACCACUCUACUCAAACGACGCUCAUUUGAUACCCAAAAACUGGAAGGCACCUUCACGGAGGACACUGAUAAACAAAAGUUUGCUCGAUGGAGAAACUGCAAUGUGAUCAUUGUAUACGACUCUGCUGCUGCCGAUUCGAAAGAUGCAGCGCCCCUUUUGAACGUUCUCAAUAAAUUUCAGGCGGAAGACUGGAAAGGGGAUGGUUUAAUAUUAAAAAACGGAUUCCAGGGAUUCUCGACUCAGUUCCCGCAUUUGAUUCAACGGCCACAGUCAAACACGACAGGUCCAUCGCCCAAACGCCGUGCGCCGAUGAGCAUUAAUCUGCAGUCUGUUGCUCCUGCCGUUGGUGGGUGUGCCCUACCGGAAUCAUCCUCCGCUAUUAAUCCUUUUUUCUCAAACAUUCGACAAAAUAUGGAUCUUCUCGGUGGAGUUGGACAGGUUCCCUUGAAACAGCCCGAUGGCCUUACCGAUGAAAAACGGCAGUCACUUCCUCCCUGGUUACGGGACGCUUCCGAUACCAAGGACCAAGGACAUCUCGUCUCCAACAAAUUUUUGGAUCUCGAGAAAAUGGAACUAGAGCGCAUGAAACAGGCUCUAACGUAUGAAGGUUCUGCAGCAGAGGCCGCUGGUGGCUCCAAGAAAUAUCGCAUCGCUGGAAUUGAAAAGGGAACAAAGAACCGUUACAAUGACAUUUACCCAUUCGAUCAUACACGCGUCCGACUCGAGGGUAUCCCAUCUGGGGCCUGUGACUAUGUCAACGCAAAUCACAUCCAAGCGGAAUUUAGCAAUCGGAGAUACAUCGCUACGCAGGCUCCCGUUCCUGAUACAUUUAGUGACUUUUGGCGCGUGGUUUGGGAACAGGAUAUUAGAGUACUCGUUUCUCUCACGGCCGAAAUUGAGCGAGGACAGGUAAAAUGCGACCGAUAUUGGGAAUCCGGAAAUUAUGGGCCGUUCGAGGUGAAAGCAUAUUCGGAGAAGCACAUCCACAUUGAAUCCAAAGGCCAGCCAAUAAAUUCAACGAUUCGCAACCCUAAUGCAUCAGCCGAAAAGCCCAGUGGCACAAACGAAAACCCCGUCAUCGUUGUGCGGCAUUUCAGCGUCUCUCACACAGCAUUCCCUUUUCAACCGCUCCGGGAUAUCACCCAGCUCCAGUACCCUUAUUGGCCUGAUUUCGGAACCACGUCUCAACCUACCCAUCUCCUCAAUCUGAUCGAGCAGUGCAACAAGGUCAUUCGUGCCACAAGCAACACUGGGUUUAGCAGUCAGCAACCAGAACCGAAGGGUCAGCGGCCAAUCCUCGUCCAUUGCAGCGCGGGUUGUGGACGCACAGGGACUUUUUGCACCGUCGAUAGUGUGCUAGACAUGCUGAAACGGCAACUUGCGCAAGGCAAAAAUGGCGGAGGCUUGGACCAAAACCCUACCACUUCCUCUGAUUGGAUUGGAGACCACAGUACCGACCUAAUUGCAAAGACUGUGGAGGACUUCCGGAGGCAACGGCCGAGCAUGGUGCAGAACUUGAGUCAAUAUGCGCUCUGCUACGAGAGUGUGCUCGAAUGGCUCGUUACGCAGAUGGACCAUAGCGAGCCAUAG
Molecule: messenger RNA, 2193 nt
Organism: Penicillium arizonense
Lineage: Eukaryota; Fungi; Ascomycota; Eurotiomycetes; Eurotiales; Aspergillaceae
Gene: ptpA
Exons: 3
Coding region: 1-2193 (730 amino acids)
Biological process (GO): protein dephosphorylation
Molecular function (GO): protein tyrosine phosphatase activity
Source: RefSeq, a predicted model, not a curated record